AAAAGAAAAACAUUGAGAGAGAACUGGGUGCCUGGUGACGGGAGCGCGCCGCGAGGGAUGAAGGCGGACGCCACCGCAGCGCUUCCCCGGUGUUGUUUCUUCUUCAAGCGAACCCGGGAAGACUCGCAGCCAGCUGACUCGCACCGGAGCGAUGAAGGGAGAGGCGGAAGUAGAGUCACUUGACGGAGCGUCCGUGUUGUUAUUGUUAUCUCGGUAGCACCCCCCCCCCCCCCCCCCGUGAUGAGACGGGCUCGGGGAGCCGUUGGUCUCCCGAGGCAACGCCACCGUUGACGGUUACCGCAGGCCGCCGCGGACCGACACCACCACCACCCCGCCCCGCCCCGCCCUCACUGACCCGGAGGGACGGGAGCCCCGCUUGACAGCGGGUGGGUGGGGAGGGGAGCCAGGGAGGAGAAGGAGGAGGAGGAGGAGGAGAAGGCGGGUGUGAGGACCCAGCUCGGGGACUCGGCUCUUACACUCCCGGCCGAGACCAAAUAAUAAUUAAAAAAAACAAUAACGGCGUUCGUCCAACGGGCUCGACGGGUGUCCGUGCGGCGUGUGGAGCAGGGACGUGCCGCCGCAGACAUGAACGGUAUCACCAAGGGCCGGUUCGAGGUGUUCUCAAACAGCGAUGAAGCUCCAAUUAACAAGAAGCUUCCCAAAGAGCUUCUACUGAGAAUAUUCUCCUACCUAGACGUGGUAACACUCUGUAGGUGUGCCCAAGUUUCCAAGGCGUGGAAUGUCCUGGCGCUGGACGGCAGUAACUGGCAGAAGAUUGACUUAUUCAACUUCCAGAAAGACAUAGAGGGACGCGUGGUGGAGAACAUCUCAAAGCGUUGCGGAGGGUUCCUGAGGCAGUUGAGCCUCAGAGGCUGCCUGAGCGUGGGUGAUGCCUCCAUGAAGACAUUUGCCCAGAACUGCCGAAACAUUGAAAUGUUGAACCUGAACGGCUGCACCAAGAUCACAGACAGCACCUGUCUCAGCCUCAGCAAGUUCUGCUACAAACUCAAACAGCUCGAUCUCACUUCCUGCGUGUCCAUCAGCAACCAUUCCCUCAAGGCUCUCAGUGAUGGCUGCAGAAUGCUGGAGAUGUUGAACUUGUCAUGGUGUGACCAGAUCACACGUGACGGCAUUGAGGCUCUGGCUCGAGGUUGCAAUGGUUUACGGGCUCUCUUCCUCAGAGGUUGCACGCAGCUGGAAGAUGGAGCAUUGAAACACCUUCAGAAACACUGCCCAGAACUCACCACCAUCAAUAUGCAGUCUUGCACGCAGAUAACUGACGAAGGCCUGGUCAGUCUGUGCCGAGGAUGCCACAAGCUACAGAUCCUUUGUGUGUCUGGGUGCAGUAACAUCUCUGAUGCCUCCCUCACUGCGAUGGGACUCAACUGUCCCAGACUGAAGAUCCUUGAAGCUGCACGUUGCUCCCAUGUUACAGAUGCCGGCUUCACUGUGCUGGCCAGGAAUUGUCAUGAGCUCGAAAAAAUGGACUUAGAAGAAUGUAUUUUGGUGACGGACAACACCCUGGUUCAGCUGGCCAUCCACUGCCCUCGCCUGCAAGCACUGUCUCUGUCCCACUGCGAGCUGAUCACAGAUGAUGGCAUCAGAGCUCUGAGCAGCAGUACCUGUGGCCAGGAGCGCCUCACCGUGGUGGAGCUGGACAACUGCCCCCUCAUCACUGACGUGACCCUGGAGCACCUGAAGAGCUGCCAUCGUCUGGAGCGCAUCGAGCUGUACGACUGCCAGCAAGUCACCAGGGCCGGCAUCAAACGCAUCCGGGCCCACCUCCCAGAGAUCAAAGUCCACGCCUACUUUGCCCCAGUGACACCCCCUCCCUCUGUACAUGGAGGUGGCCAGCGUCUGUGCCGCUGCUGCAUCAUCCUCUGACAGUGGAGGGCCAGGGGUGGGCACCUCUGUCUACAGGUCCUGCUGCUCUGAUAUGGGCUGAUGGGAUUGGAGGAGGGAGGGGGAGGGACUGGGGUAGGUGUAGGGGUGAGGAGGGGCUGGACCCACUCACUGCUCCUGAUCACUGAUCAAUACAUAGACUGAUCACCCCUGAUCAGUUGAACCCGCUUCUCCUCUCUCCUCUUGCUCACCAAUAAGGAUUGCUGCUUUGGGGUUGGCCGUGGAGGAGCGGGUGGAAACAACAUGGAUGCACUCUCUCUCUCUCUCUCUUUUACUGUAAAGACAAAGUUCUCCACUGCACCCUGCUCCUCCCACCCCUGACCCCCUCCAUCUCUGGGAGAAGACGACCGCCUCUGGACAGCUGAGGAGUAAGGGGGUCUGAACACUGGAACUACACUGCAUCAUUUUCAAAAAACAAAAAAAAGACUGUUGUUAUCUUGGACAAUAGUCUUCUCUCUGUGAAGUAUCAUCUCAACCAAUCACAUGACACGUCUAUGCUACAAUCCUGUGAUUCAUUCUGCUUUGAAUAAAAGACACGCAGCACGGAGGUAGAGGACAGUUGGCCUGUUGGAAAUGGCGAUUUUCAGUGAAGCUUUUGAUGAGCCACCUCAACUCUAGUGUGGAAGAGAAAAGAAAACGCAAAGUACAGAAAGGGACAUGUGACAUAUUUGUGCAUCUGAUCAAAUUUGGUCGAGAUUUAAAUUUUGUUUGUACAGAGAAUGUUUUGCAAUGUUAAAAAAAGACUAAGACUUCUGGCAAUUCCCUCAAAAUUUUGGGGGAAAUAUUUGUUUUUCUUUUUUUCAGUGCUUAUCGUAAUUGUACAUGCCUGUCGAUGCAGAGAGGAAGAUUUGUUUGUCAUUGUUUUUAAAGUGGAGAAGAAGCAAGUGUUGUAAAAUAAGGACUUAUGAUUCUGACCCUCAGCGUGUUAGAUUGACUGUAUGCUGCUGGGAUGAGGUGCCUCUCCUGUGCUCUACGUGUUAAUGUUGGCCCUGAACCAAUCCUGUCAGGAGCCUUGUGCACUAGCUCCUAUUUGACCACUUAAGCAUUUGUUUACAGCCAGGAUUAGGGUUAGCACUGCAGACAAACUUGUUUACAUCAGUAGGUUUCCAGUCUCCCUACUAGUCAGAGUGAGUUUAGUAACACUGAUACAACUGUGGUGUCCCCACUGUUUUAUGUGGACUGUGAUUAUUCAAAUUAACUGCUGUGUGUGUUUGGAUAUCAAUCAGGGAUAAUGUUGGUGCAAACUUUCUUUGAAAUUAAAUGGGAAUUUGCUUAAAGCUGAGAUAAUUGUUUUGAGAAUGAUAGCAAAGGCACCUCAACUUUUUUGACAAUCAAAUGUAUCUAUUUGAUGAAGUUAAUUCAGUGAAGUGUUUGUGCAAUUGGCAAUUUACUGAUGAUGUAGGAUAUAAAGAAUUGUCUGUAUUUAAUAAUCCAUUAUAUUAAUAAAGCAGCACAUGAGAAUAAACAUUAAAUUGUUUAGAAAUAGCAUUUGAUAUGGCAAGCCAGUCUAAUAUAUUAUCAAUGGAUAAGUUCAAAAUUCCCACUCCUCCAAUUGUACAAAACGUGUGACAAAAGGAAAUCUGUGACUUGAGAAGGCCCAACACCUCUGGUCUAUUUCCCUCUAUACUCACAGUCCCUCUGAUCAACAGGAUCUCGACAUCAUCUAUCUUGCCUUGCAGAGUAACACAUGUAUAGGGCAUGACUUACUACUGGAAGCACUGAAAAUUCAAAGAACUGAAGCUGCUCCGACUUUGCGCUUAACAAAGAGACUGGCAAGUGCUGUGUAGUGCUGAGUGCAAAAAAACUGUGGAGAUUGGCAGGAGAAAUGACGGGACUGAAACAAUGAGAGCAGACAGGGAGAUGAGGAAAGACUGAUGGAUAAGUAGCAGGCUGAGUUACUAAUGUCCUAUCUUCGACGGCUGUUAUAACAGUUGUAUGUAUAAGAAAAUAAAAGAUAUUGAGAGAGAAAAAAUAAAUGAAUAAAUAAAGUGACUAAUAGUAAAUGU
This is a messenger RNA of Pungitius pungitius (ninespine stickleback), 3908 nucleotides long. RefSeq names its product F-box and leucine-rich repeat protein 2 (gene fbxl2). The record is from RefSeq and is a predicted model, not a curated record. Gene Ontology annotation, biological process: SCF-dependent proteasomal ubiquitin-dependent protein catabolic process. Gene Ontology annotation, cellular component: SCF ubiquitin ligase complex. Gene Ontology annotation, molecular function: protein binding. The transcript has 14 exons. NCBI's taxonomy places the organism in Eukaryota, Metazoa, Chordata, Actinopteri, Perciformes, Gasterosteidae. The coding region runs from base 586 to 1884 and encodes 432 amino acids.